Cutaneotrichosporon cavernicola is the source of this 942-nucleotide messenger RNA. RefSeq lists its product as uncharacterized. The record is from RefSeq and is a predicted model, not a curated record. The transcript is spliced from 2 exons. Bases 1 to 942 code for a protein of 313 amino acids. NCBI's taxonomy places the organism in Eukaryota, Fungi, Basidiomycota, Tremellomycetes, Trichosporonales, Trichosporonaceae.
AUGGUGCUCUCGACCGGAACGCUGAACCUCAAGUUCAUGCAGCGCGCCGCCGCGCGCGCGGCCAAGACGGAGGCGCCUACCUCUACCGCGUCUCCUGUGCCAGCAUCCGCUGGUCCAUCUGCGUCGACCACCCCCGCGACCCCCGCCUCGCCCGCACCAUCUGUCGCAACACCGGUUCCCGCGCCUGCUCAACCGGCGACACCUGUAUUGGAAGAUGACGCCGAGGCCAAGUGGUUUCUCCCUCGCCGUAACGCCGAGGCUGGGCCGUCAACACGUCCGCGCGUCCAGUUCGUCGCGUCAUACCUUCCCUUCCUCCAGGACGACGAGUCAACUGGGGCAGCGUCGGGUCGCAUGUCGUUUGGGAUGGCGAAAGUGGAAGAGAAGAGGAGUGGAGAUGAAGACGACGAGUUGAUGAGUGAUAGCGACGACGAGGUCGCCAUCCGAGGCAAGAAGGGUGUCUCGGCGGGGCGGUUCUUUGCAGGCGACAUCACGCGGACAAAGUCGCGUGUGGACGAGCCUAUGGAUACGAAGGAGGUUCAGCUGCAACGCACAAAAUCGCGCGCGAACGAGCCCACACCCCCGCCUGAGGAACGAACCUUUCAGCGACCAAAGGGCUUCUCUCCACCACCGAAAGGGAAGGUCCUGGAGAAGGGGAAGGAGAAGCUCAAGGCUGGCAAAGAGAAACCAAAGGACAAGAAGGGCGGCAAGAAGGGUAAUCUGUCGGAUAACCUCUACGCCAAGCUCAAGGACAAGCUCAGCAUCAGCAGAGAGAGUAGCGUGUCUAGCGCUAGUAGUGUGCCCAGCGCCAGUGGGAAGAAGCGCGGUAGAGAGGAGGCUGGCGCUGUGGAGAGUAAGCGGCCCCGGGUGUCUGCGCUAGAUGAGCGGGCAAAGGAGCUGAAGAAGGCCAAGAAAGCUGCCAAGCGCGCGCAGGCGGGCAAGUAA